GUUUACCAGUCUGUCAGGUUACCGCCUGCACACGUACGUCCUACGUACUCGACUCGUCCACAUGGAUAAUAAAUGUACCCGAUGCAUGAUGAACACAUGUCGUGCAUGUGCUGAGGCAGCGUCAGGUUUCGCCCAUUGCGCUUAAAACUUUUGUUACGUUUUGCUGUUAAAAGCGAACAAAUAUAUCAUGGAAGAGGAACCUGAAGACUUGUCAUCUCUCCACUAUCAAAUACUAUUCCCCCCUCGUGAGCCUAGUCACCAGAGGAGGGAGUAUGAGUUGGAGCAGCACAUUGCUCUCAUGGAUGAGCCUGCGCAAGUUCCACCAAGGAAAGCAUUGGACAUGGAAGAUUUUAACUUAACCAUUGAGCAUCUUACAAGUCGUGACAAACAUGAGACUGAGGAAAGAUUCUUAUUGAUGGAGGAGGAACAGAAAUGUGAAAAAGAUAUGUUGGAUAUUGGGUACUCUUUUAUUUUUCUAGGUAUUGAAGCCAAUGACCUCGGCAGUCUGUUACAGAAAUUUGAGCAGACAGAGGCUACAGUCUUGACUAACUCUGCGGAGGGAGGGGAGAAUUCCCAAAUCAAGUCAAAGUCAAGUAGACUUCAAGAUCCAAGGAACCUUGCCAAGAAGAUAUCUCCAGUCAAGCGGAAAUCUACUAUCCUCCUAGAGCCUUUAGCCAUGCCAAGCAAACGUCUCCGAGCUAAGGACACCAAUCUAUUGACAACAGAACGAGAUUGUGUUAGUCUACCCGGUAGCAGAACCUCUAGUCCAGGUACAGUCCAGCAUGAAGGAUUAUCGGUCAUCUGCAGUGCUGAUCAAGGCUUUGAUUAUCUAGUCAUGGACCAUGAUUACUGCAGCAUUAGUAAUGGGCAGAAUGUGAACCCAUCCAACUCAGUAUCAUCAAGCCCCCUCAAUGACUCUAGUAACUUAUCAGUUGAAGAGAGGAAAGCUGUUUAUAAACAAAAAUAUAAAAUCAGGAAGAAAGGGAAGAAGGUGGGAAGAGCUUCUGGAGGGAGGCGUUCUGACAAGUCAAAUGAUGGAGUCGUAGAGCCAGUGCAUCUGAUGAAUAAAUUACCUGAGUACAUCCAGCCAUUAUCUGAGUUAACUGUACCUGCAAAAACUUGCCAAACAGGAAAGUUGUCAGAGGAAAAGAAGACAGAUAUUGUGGAUGAUAAUUCCAUGGAAGAACAAAACUGUCAAGGCAAUGAUACAAAGCCUGCGUUCUUUGACAAGAUUCCUGAUUACUUUUUGGGGAAGCACAUGUAUCAGGAGAUUAGCAAGGUUGAGGAGGAGGAAGCAAGAAAGAAAGAAGAGGAAAUGACUCAACUGAAAGAAAAGGACGAAACGGAGAAAUUAAAGCAAACAGAGGAUAAUUUGAAGGAACACAGACGCCAUCGACACAGGUCACGGCAUCAUGGGAGACAUCGAGGAAGAAAUGAAAGAAAGAUUGCUAACAGUGUGGAUGACACAGAAAAAGAUGUGAACAGAGAGAAAACUGUGAAUGCUGUUACUGUUCAAGUAAUUGAAUCCAGUGGAGGAAACAAUGAAGAUGUUAAAGAAAACCGACAAUGUGGUGAGGACUCUCACAGUCCUGCCAAUGAGCAAGAAGGGAUAUCAAAUGGUUAUGAGUACAGGAAGACUAGUUACUCGGAACGACAUUCUCGUUGCCGCUCACAUUCUGCCCGGUCUUCUCUUUCAAGGUCAAGUUCAAGAUCUUCAUCAAGGGGUCGUUCCCUUUCAUCAUACUCAUCAUGCUCAUCUUUCUCGAGGACAAGACGUCGAAGAGAUUCAAGACAUUCUUACACUUUGUCAUCCUCAUCCUCGCGAUCCCGAUCACGUUCUUGUUCACGUUCAUUCAAACGUCAUCGACGUCGGAGAUACUCAACCUACUCUUCAGCUUCACGAUCCUCAUCAUCCUCAAGAUCCCGUUCAAGGUCACACUCAAGAUCCAGGCAUUGGCGACCCAGGUCACGAUCAACAUCAUCCUCAAUGUCUAGGAGGAGGUCAAGGUCAGGGUCAUAUGAUUCUGUGAGAUCACAUUCUUGCGAGUCGGAUAGACGAUGGAGAAGUUCUAGCCGCAGUCACCGACGACGUCAUAGCCGAUCUCGUAGCCGGAGAAGAAUGCGAAGUGUCAGCAUUGAGCGCAGUGAAAAAAGAAAAAGGGAAGAGAGGAUGAAAGAACAGCAAGAACAGUGGGCUGAUCGCCGAGUUGUUUAUAUUGGACGCAUUCCUUAUGGGACCACUCGCAACACACUGAGGAAGAGGUUUGGAAAAUUUGGUGAAAUUGAGCGGAUAACGCUGCAUUUCAGAGAUGUUGGGGAUAAUUAUGCCUUUGUGACUUACGUGUACAAGUGUGAUGCCUAUGCAGCUGUUGAAGGGGCAAACAAAGAUUAUAAUGAACCAGAGUAUGACAUCUGCUUUGGUGGUCGUCGGCAAUUCUGUAAGGCAGAUUAUGAAGACCUUGAUUCAAUGGGACAGGAAGAGAUGGCACUCGAGUUUGGUUACAAGAAGAAUCCAUCUACCAAUCAAAGUGAAGAUAAAAUGGAAACAGAAUUUGAUCGCCUUUUGCGAGAAGCUAUGAAGAAGAGUAAAAGGUGACGGAUUGCAAGAUGUUACUUGAAGGGUGUGGUAAGGGGGCGUGGCUAGGAGCCAAUAAAAUCUAUUUUGAGAAUACUACUCACUGAUAGUGAUAGUCUCCUCAAAUGUUCAGGAAAUUAGAUAUUUGGUGGGGGGAGUUGAAAUCGUUAUAGGAAAUUGUGAAUUUACAGUUAAGAAAUGUUACUUUAUUAAUGGAAUGAAAUUCAACUCCAGAUGAUGAGUUAUGUUGGAGAAACAUGUUUGUUACUUUCUAGAGCUGUUUCUUUUAGAAUUUAUCUGAUCUUAAUACUGAACUGUUUGGAAGCAAGUAAUCAAAAUUCAACUACAAACUGAUUUUUUUGACAAGGCAUAAACAGCCAAAAUUACCUAUUUUCACAAAGAGUGGCUCUAGUAACUUGAUUUCCAUCUUUUUAUCAAUUUCUUUAUGUAUUUAUAAGCUGCACAGUACAAGUUUGAGUGGAGAGAGUCUUAUUUCUAUGCCGAGUUUGGAAAGGAACAAAAACUAACUCCUUUUGUGAGAAUCAAGUUAAUUUGUUUUCAGAAUUGCUUUAUGGGAAAUAGAAAUAAUGGCUACAAUGUUAUGUUUCCUCAAAUGUAAAUCAUAUAUAUUGUAUUUUGAAAUGCUGGAAAUCUAUGGGGGCCACUUUUGCAAGCAGAUUUUGUUUAGUGGGUUCUUGGAUUUUUUGGAGAGAGUGGGUGGGGGUUCUUUUCUUUUGGAAAUCUCGUGAUAAUGUUUCUUUUUCAGUUUGGUUUUUCACAGGGUACAGUUGGUAGUUUAUGAUAUCAGUGUAUUUGCUUGCCUUGUAUACAUUGUAAUUUGUAUUAAUUUAAUAAUCCAUAAAAUUGAUUGCAGAAGUGCACAGCUAAAGAAACUUACAUUUGCUUCUCAAGAAAAUGUUUAUUGGUGCAGAUUUGAUCAACUGACAAGGUGCACAAGUAACGGAAUGAAGCUUUGUUUAAUGAACAAGCUCUCAGUAUUUUAACGUUGGUUUGUUCGGCACAAGCCUUAGAAAUAAAUUAGUUACCUUUCAAAAUUAAAA
Molecule: messenger RNA, 3636 nt
Organism: Acanthaster planci (crown-of-thorns starfish)
Lineage: Eukaryota; Metazoa; Echinodermata; Asteroidea; Valvatida; Acanthasteridae
Biological process (GO): positive regulation of transcription by RNA polymerase II
Cellular component (GO): nucleus
Molecular function (GO): RNA binding; transcription factor binding
Source: RefSeq, a predicted model, not a curated record